Messenger RNA from Talaromyces proteolyticus, 1341 nucleotides. RefSeq names its product Formate/nitrite transporter. Lineage: Eukaryota; Fungi; Ascomycota; Eurotiomycetes; Eurotiales; Trichocomaceae. Gene Ontology annotation, biological process: transmembrane transport; nitrite transport. Gene Ontology annotation, cellular component: membrane. The annotation marks the transcript as partial. The transcript is spliced from 2 exons. Gene Ontology annotation, molecular function: high-affinity secondary active nitrite transmembrane transporter activity. The record is from RefSeq and is a predicted model, not a curated record.
CAAGCAAGCCUCAGGUCGAUAAUGGGAAAGCUGUUCGGGGUGAAUAUUUAAAGAACCUCGAUGCCCAGAGAUUCGUGUUCACGUUUUCAAAUAUCAAGAGCAUCCAUAUCGCUAAGCGGAGACAGGCCUAGCCGAGAAACCCACGCCAACAUGAGCAUCACCGUCAAUGCCCUCACACCUACCGAAGUGGUUGAGAUGAUAACUUCCACUGGGGUGCAGAAGGGAAACAUGCGCCUGGACAAAGUAUUCUUUAGCUCCGUCUCCGCUGGCUGUUUUCUCGCCUUUGCGUGUGCAACUGCUCUAAGCACCAACACCGCGCCCUGGUGGCAGGAGAAUGCCCCUGGUUUGAUUCGCACCAUCAGCGCCCUCGUAUUCCCGUACGGUUUGUGCAUGAUCAUUCUUACAGGGGCAGAUCUAUGCACUGGGUCUUUUAUGUUCACCACUGUCGCAGCUCUCCAAAAACGUCUCCCUUGGUACAAGAUGCUCAUCCAUUGGUUCGUCACCUUCUGGGGAAACCUAUGCGGUUCUCUCUUCGUUGUCUCCAUCAUCCUCGGUUACGGCGAGGUACUUUCAGCCGCUCCGUACAGCACUGAAGUUAUCAAUUUUGCCACAAAGAAGCAAGUCACGCCAGAUUUCCAUGAAGUCUUCCUCCGCGGAAUUGGCUGUAACUGGUUGGUCUGUUUGGCGUGUUUCUUUGGUAUCCAGGGGCGCGAUCUUGCUAGCAAAGUGAUCGGUAUCUGGUGGCCUAUUUUCGCUUUCGUCUCUCUUGGAUUCGACCACGUUGUCGCCAAUAUGACAUUUAUCCCUAUGGCUAUUUGGUUGGAUGCCCCUGACAUCACCGUUGGGUUGUAUAUCUGGAAGGGUAUCAUCCCGACUUUGAUUGGUAACAUUAUCGGUGGAGGAUUGUUCUGCGGUGAGUAUUUUCGCUGCCUAAUACAUUAUAACUAACGUACAGAAUAGGUGGUUACUACUGGUACAUGUACGGGCUCGACGAGGAGACUUUCGCCCUAACGAUCAAAGGAUUGGGAAAGAGUCGCGCGGCCAGCGUCGAAGACAUUGAGGCCAGCGCAGAAGCUCCAGUUAGUGAAGUCAAGGAGGGUGGACAUUAAAUAUCGACUUCGACCCAUAGAUCUCGUGGUCGAGCAUGAAUCUAUCAGUCAAAGUUGUGACGAAAUAACCGGGUACUACGUCCGGUACAGCUAUCUGUCUUAUGUCUAUGAUUCUUUUUCGUGAUACCUAUAUAGCACCUGUGGUGACAGUAUUAAUUUAGUGAUGAUAUAACCAUCAAUUUGUAUAUGAUGUUAUAAAAGUUUCACAGUCGAAGAGGACUUUCAGGCAAGC